AGAUGCAAAUGCGUGUGUGUGUGUAUACAUCAAACAAUGAACCGAAAGUCGUAGAACAAGCAAACUAACGAAGAGAACACCAUCCCAGGAAAAAAUAAACUCAUAAAAACAUCAUUCUUUUUCGUUUCAGUUGUUUGCCCCAUUUUGUUCACAUUAAAUUCUUCGAAAAGUGUUUUCGGUGCCGUAUUUUGUGGAUGCAUUUUAUAAUUUUGUGAAACAAGUGCAAGUGAAAAUGAAUAGAAGAAAUAAAUUGAUUCGUCGAUGUUGAUUACACACAAUGAUGCUGUUUGCGUCUGUUAUUAGUAGGAUUAAAUGCAAUUCCCAAAAAAAUACUCCGCGAACAAUGUAGAACAUGAACAAUUAUUUAACUUUUGGGAAUUGUUGUGCAUCAUUGUUUAAAGUCAAUUGCGCGAUAGUUUUCAGUUUAAUUUCGGUUUGAUUUUCGUUUUGAUUUAUAUAUUUCGGUAUCAUAUUGAUUUUCGGGUGGAUUUGUACAUAUACACAGUGCAUUGCGCUGAUUAUAAACAGAUUGUGUAUUUCUGUUCAGCACUGGUUUUCAAUGCGGUGUGUUGCGUGAACCAGUUUUGGUGUGCUGCUCAUAAUGCCCAAUAAUUUAUUUAUUUUAUUGUUGGUUUGUGCCAGUGUGCGAUUUAUUUAUGCCGAAAAUAUCGAAAAUAAUUAUAGUGAUUGCCCCGAAAAAUGCGCUUGCCGUAAAAUCAACGACAAUGGAAGUCUAUUGAAAGUUAAGUGCGGCGGUUUACCACAAAACAAACUCACCAGCAUCAAAGAGAUAAACUUUGAUAAUAUCAAAUACGAUGUGGUUCAAUUGGAUUUGAGUAAAAAUCAAAUAUCUACCAUUGAUGUUGUUGAUUUUGCGAAUUUCACAAAUCUACGUCGUUUGGAUUUGGGUGAAAAUUCGCUGCGAACCAUCGACAAUAACACAUUCGGUGAAAUCAAAUCGUUGGAGAAGCUCAAAUUGUCGCUGAAUUUAAUUGUACACAUAUUUCAAGGUGCCUUUGAUGGUUUACCACAACUAAAGCAAUUAAACAUAUCUGGAAAUCCGUUGGCAUGUGAUUGUAAUUUGCUAUGGUUGAUUCCGUGGUCAUCGAAUAUGUCAGUUAAGCUUCAACCGGCACCAAAAUGUGAGUCACCGCCAGUUUUCCGUGGUCUUCUGGUGAAAAAGCUGAAAGUCGGCGAAGAUUUACAUUGUGAUACACCUUUGCAGCCAUUGCUUGAGUUAAAGCCCGAUCAAGAUCAGGUCGUAUUCGAAGGUGAUCGCCUAACGUUGCGAUGUCGUGCGCCCCGUGUUGCUGUUGGUUCACCAACAGAUUCGGAAGACCUACCCGCAUUAUCUCACGUCUUUUGGGGUUUCAGUGAACAAAUUCUGGAGCCCAAUUCAACGGAAAACAUCUAUUUAUCUGAUCCACUCAAAAAGUUCCCAUCAAUUCAACUUGAUGCGCACCAUUUAUCCGACAGUGGUCUAUUAGAUUCCAUAUUAACCAUACCGUUUGUGACGCGAAAUCAUACUGGAACUUGGGAUUGUCGAUUGCGUUCAGAUCAACCGACCCUAUCGCGAAAUAUAUCCGUUUUGAUAAUAUCCGAGAAAACAACAUAUUGUCCGGCAAAAGAAACAUCAAAUAAUAAAGGAAAGUACUCAUGGCCCCGAACAAUACGUGGUCGCAUUGUAAAAUUACCGUGUUCCGAUGCGGACGAUGUUGAAAAUGAUGCAGUGGCAACUUAUCAAUGCAGCAACACCGGUGAAUGGAUGGACUUGAAUACGAAUCAAUGCUCGUAUAUGAAUGAAAUGACCAAAGUAUUGGAACAAUAUGCUAAAUUAAAUUUCUCAUUUGCACGGGGCAGCAUUUUAGAGAGUGCCAUUCGCCUGAGAAACUAUACAAACAUUGAGUCGGGAGUGAAUCCAUUUCGAGAUCCCAUGGAUAUAAUAUUUAUCGCAAAAACCAUCGAUAAUUAUUUGGAAUUUGUUGAAAUCGAAAAAGAUUUGGCAACCAUUCUUCUGGACAUUGUGUCACAAACAAUGAAAUUGGAGCCAAGAAUACUGCAGAAUGCACAAAAUGUGGACGGUGCAUGCACAAAAAUAGUGCAAGCAGCCGAAACAGCAGCUGAAUUUGUUGAUCCGCCAGCACAAAAAGAGAAUCUGGCAAUGGAAACGUUUCGCGUGCGUGGUGACAAUUUUUCUGGUAUCACAUGUUCGUGGUUCAAGACAGAGGAUUCAUUUGAAAAACAUGAGAAACGAAUUUUCCAAUGUAAUUCAGCAACGAAUGGACAGGGUAUUGGUGUUUAUGAGCGUCAUGUUGAAGCAGCGAUUCAGAUUCCAGCGACGAUUUUCAAUUCAGCCAUUGGUUUUAACCCGGCCACAAUAUCACCGCAAAAACUGCUUGUUUCUGUAUUUGCUGACAGCGGAUUUUUCCCACAUAAUAAAACAGCAACGCCGUUUCGUGUAAAAUCAAGCGUUAUUGGUGCAAAAAUAUCGGCACGUAUUGAGAAUUUAACAGAACCGAUUUACAUAAUGCUACGCCCUUAUCCGUAUCACAAUGAAAUUAGUGCACCGCGCCCAGUUUGGUGGAAUCAGGAGCUGAACGAUGGCAACGGCGGAUGGACAUUGGACGGAUGUCAAUCACCACAAUUAUUGCACGGUUUACUCGUAUUCACAUGCGAUCGCCUCGGUUAUUAUGGUCUUCUACAGAAUACAAAGUUCCUAAAUGAUUUUGACGAUGAACGAACUGGUGCUCGUUUUCGCCUGUCACCGCCAGCAUUUUACGUGGGUGGUAUUUUCUUGUUCAUUUGCACAUGGAUUAAUAUUGCUACCUAUGUGGCUGCUGGCAAUUCAAUUCAAAUGGCUCGACGCACAAAACAUGCUCUCCUUAAUACAUGGCUUACCAUGUCAUUGUUGAGCUUCGUAUUUACCGUUGGCAUUUAUCAAACGGAAGAUUCUAGAGUUUGUCAAUUGUUUGGUAUUACAAUACAUUACUUUAGUCUAUGUGUUUUAUUGUGGAUGUGCGUGAGUGCAAGUGCCAUGUACAAACGAAUCACGAAAUCACGGUCGACUGAACGAAAUCUAUCGAUACCAUCGGAUGAAUUGCCAAAAGAACGGAUUAAGAAACCAAUUUUAGGAUUGUAUCUCGUUGGCUAUGGCAUUGCAAUGAUAAUAUGUGGUAUAAGUGGUGCGGUUAAUAUGCAAGAAUAUGCAUCGUAUUCGUUUUGUUUUUUCGAUUCGCGUCCAUCAUUGGGUGCGAUCUAUGUGCCAAGCAUAAUUCUAUUGUCGUUUUUAUUAAUCGCAUUUAUUUGUAUCAAAUGUAAUAUGCUAACAACGGACGAUGUUGGUCACAUGUCGGAAGGAACACAAGCAACCGAAAAUGUCGAUUUAGAUUUGCUCGAACCGAGUCUGUCGCAGCACAAUGCAACAGUUGAUCGUUACCAAAGCAUAAGUUUGAGUAUGCCGACGUCAAGUAUUCAAGACGAUCUGGAGCAUUCGAACAGUGCACAAUUAAAAGCUCAUAUCAUUGUCUUGACUUUGUAUCUGAUCACAUGGAUUUCGGCAGCGAUAAGCAUCAAUCCCUUCGCCGAUCAAAUCACAUAUGAAGAGGAAAUUUUCAGUAUGGUUUUCGCCACAUCGGCCACAAUCCUCGGUUUAUUUUUGAUAUUUUUCUAUUGCGUGGCACGAAGUGAUGUGCGAAACCAAUGGAGUAUGUUAAGUUGUCGAAAUUUUGGCCGUGGACAAUGUUGUCGCACGAGAAAUAUCUCCGAUUCAAUAGAGCCGACUGUUGGUCCGGUUGUUACCUACCAUCAAAAUACGGGCACUCUUCGAUCGUCAUCACGUUCGAACAGUCAAUGCUCGAAAAAUCGGCAACCAAGCAACGGCAUGCUCAAAGGCUACGAAAUGAACAGUCAAACAUUAAAUCGAGCCGGUAGCCCGAAUGGUGUUAGUAAAAUUGGCAAUGGCAAUAAUGUAAACUUAGUGUUAAUGCAUCGCCAACAAUUUAUGAGCGGUUCAGUGACUGGACCCGGGUCGGAAAUUGGUGCCGACGUCUUUUAUAAUCCAAAACAAAUAAAUGUUGCGCGUAAAUUUUUCAAAAAACAAAAACGCCUACAAAAACGUAACAACUUCGAAUUGCAACGAAAUCGCGAUUUGGAAAGCAUGAGCGAUGCAUCGUCGAUGGUAUCGUAUCCGCGGCAACAACAAAUCUCUAUGUUUAGUUCAAAUAGCAAAGUAAAUAAUACAAAUAUUCAUGUCGAUCCGAAAAAUUUCACCGACAAUCCAUUCAAUCUCAAAGAGAGUUGCGGUGCAAUGAACUCCGAUUUAACCGGCAAUAAAUCGACCAACCUAAAUCCAAAUAUUUUGUCAGACAGUUGUAAUGAAAGCGAUCUGGUGGAUACGGAUCGUAUAAUAAUUGGUGCGGAGAAUUUGCGAGCGAUUACACAAAAUCGUCCGAAAAUAAAUAAUACCGCUGUUCAAUCGACAUCACAAAUGGUUGCAAAUAUUUACACAAAUAUACCGGAAACAAUUCAACCACAACAUGAAAUUGUAACAAUGCGAGCCGACGAUAAGUAUGGCAAACAAAAGCCAAUUUUCGAUGAAGAAGACGAAAUAAUUGAUGAUAAAACAUCGUUGAUUGCGACAAAUGAUUUAGAAGAAAAUCUCGAAACUGAACCAUUGUGCAAUGAAUCGAAUCCAACCGAUACAUCGACAAUUGAUGAUCAAUCGGUAAAAACAUUACCUACAUGCAUCGGAAAUGUAUCAAUCGAACGACUGGCAAAUAGUCCAAUCAAAGCAAUGAAUACAAUUGGUUUGCCAACCAUUUCGGUAACCGAUUUAAACGAUAGCAUUGAUCAAAAUGGUUCAAGUGAUUGUGAAGAAACCGAUUUACUUUUGCUCGAUCCAAAUGAAGAGUAUAUUUCAACGCCGUUGGAAAUUUCAUCGCAACAACCGCACGAUUUUGUGUAUCCAAUUCGUAAAACCAAGUCAUUGAAUAAUGUCAUACCGAGCGAUGAUUUCGCGGCGAGUCCGCUGGUCGAAAGUCAAACACGAAGCAUUUCAUGCACAAAUAUGUGUUUGUUUGGCAUUCCGAUGCCAACUGGUAUGCCGAUGGUGAUUAAAGAAUCAUAUCCGGCCAGCAGUAGUCCGGUUCUAAUUUCGCCGAGCCUUUGUGAUAUUAAUGAUAUUAACGAAAUGGUACAGCCAAUUCCGCCGAUUAAACCAUCCACAUCGAAUGGCAUUGUGCAUAGUUUUCAAAAUCGUCGCAUUCAUUUGGAGAGUACGCCAGCCGGCAGUGAAAAUAGUCUGUACUUUGGACGAAAUGGAAUAUCACGAAAUUUCACAUCGAGCCCAACCAAUGAAAGUGAUAUCAACUAUCAAAAUUCAGAGCUCAGCAUACGUAGUCAUGAACUGUAUGCACCACCAGAUAAUGAUCUCAAUAUGACACUGACCGGUGAUGGUUGUUCACAGUUUUUCAAUUCAUAUCAACCGUCCGAAAUAAGCGAUUUCGAUUUGGACGAUGAUUAUAGUGGACACUUGCGUACUCGGGCCGAGGAACGACUACUUGGCAGUGGUGGAAAUCAAGCAGGUCGAAGAACGGCCAUCGCACCCACCGAAUCCGACAUUGAAAACGACGAAACCGAAGAUAUUCUCAAUGAUAGUCAGUCGUCUAUCGAUGAAUUGUACCAACAAAUCACAAGAGGCUCCGUGCGAAAAGCGCCAAUUCGUAAAGUUGUUGCCGAAGAAGAAGAGAGCAGUCAAAGCAGUAUUAUUUCAUUUGUUGAACCAUCCACCGAACAACGAUAAUACUUUCCAAACAAACUUUAUAUAUAUAUAUAUAUUUGAAACAAAAAAGAAAAGAAAAGAAUGUUUGUAAUAACUCUCAACUUCCGCAAGAUAUAAUUUGUCAAGACUUUAACUUCCAUUUGCCAUUUUUUUUUUUUAAUUUCAAUUAUAAUAUAUAUUCACGUUCAUUGAGAAAAAAUCUAUUUAUACACAGAGAAAGAAGAGAAACGAAUCGAUUUAGGUAUAAUAUCGUAUUUUAGAAAAUGGUUUUUUUCUCUUUCGGAUUGCAUAUUUAAGUAUUUAUAUUAAAUACUAACGUUUAAGUGUUGAUCCCAUUAUAAGCAUUUUGUAGGUCUAUUUACAAAAAAAAUGAGAAUAUUGGACAAAAAUUGCCUAUGAAUUCGACCGCAUACAACGACAAUGUCAAUUUUAUAUAACGGAUGCUAUUCUAGCGUUUAGAAAUGAAGAAAAAAAAUGAAAUAAAAAUCGCGCUUUGAUUCGCUUUAGAUGUUUAAUAUUUAACACCUAUUUAUUUAAGUUGAUUUUCGAUUUCUUACACUAUUUACUAUCACGAAAUUGCAUUUUGCUAAUCAUUUUUUUUUUUCAAAUUUAAUUUUUAAUCGUAAAAUUGAUUGAAUAAUAUCUUCAAAAUUACACAAAAAUUGAUAACAAACAGCAAACCGAAGAUUUCGAUUCUACAAUGCGUGAAGUUUUAAUAUUUUGAUUUGACGCGUUUUAGAAACGAUUAAUAACAGAUAGAGCAAUAGAUACGUAUAUUGAGGUUUCCAUCCGUUGGAUAAAAAGACUGUAAAUUCAUUUUCAAUGCAAUAAAAUAAAUGGAAAAAUAGUCAAAAUUUAA
This is a messenger RNA of Contarinia nasturtii (swede midge), 6638 nucleotides long. RefSeq names its product adhesion G protein-coupled receptor A3 (gene Remo). Gene Ontology annotation, biological process: cell surface receptor signaling pathway; G protein-coupled receptor signaling pathway. The transcript has 5 exons. Gene Ontology annotation, molecular function: protein binding; G protein-coupled receptor activity. Lineage: Eukaryota; Metazoa; Arthropoda; Insecta; Diptera; Cecidomyiidae. Gene Ontology annotation, cellular component: plasma membrane. The record is from RefSeq and is a predicted model, not a curated record. The coding region runs from base 602 to 5800 and encodes 1732 amino acids.